Clonostachys rhizophaga is the source of this 1515-nucleotide messenger RNA. Lineage: Eukaryota; Fungi; Ascomycota; Sordariomycetes; Hypocreales; Bionectriaceae. The record is from the annotation of a GenBank genome assembly.
AUGAGCCCACAUGCAACAGAAGUUGCUAGCCAAGAGACGGAUGGUCAAGCGUUGAAGGGAACGCCAUCAAAGCCUGUGAAAGAGGCAUAUAAUGUUGUGCAGUCCAUUUGGAAAGAGCUGAGACUGCCUCUCGACGCACUUUCCCAGCUGCAGCUUUCUGGAGAAGGCUACGGCUUGCCGUCAUCCUUCAAAGUUGGCGUAUUGGCUCAGGCCUCAAUCGCCCUAUCUGCGCUUGCAGCAGCGCUCGUGGCAACGGAGAGAAAGAAACAACCCGUCAACAGUGUGCCAAGCGUAUUAAUUCCUCUUGAUCAUGCCUCAGUCGAGUUCAAGUCCGAGCUUCUGUAUAUCCUCGACGGUGUGCCUGCCCCACCCCUAUGGGGCCCUAUUGCAGGACUAUACGAGACCAAGGACGGGCAUAUCUCCAUACACGAUUCGUUUCCUCACCACAGGGCAGGGGCCUUGAAACUGCUAGACCUUCCGGCUGAUUGCGUUGACAGGAACUUGAUUGCUCAACGAGUGAAGGGGUGGGAAGCCGUCGCACUUGAAAAAGCAGCGGCUGAAUCCGGCAACGUCAUUUACGCACUGCGCUCCCCAAAACAAUGGGAAGCUUUGCCUCAGAGAGCCUCGUUGCCUCCAUUUCCCAUCAUGAUUCGUAAGAUUCGUGACUCCCCGCCGAGCAUGCCCAAGCAGUGGAGUGAAGGGUCGUCCGCGCUCGACAAAUGCAUCCGGGGCCUUCGGGUCUUGGAGAUGACUCGCGUCGUGGCUGGGCCGCUUUGCGGCAAGACGCUGGCUGCCCAUGGGGCUGAUGUUCUCUGGAUCAAUGGAGAGCAUCUUCCCUAUCUUCCUAACCUCGAUAGAGACAUGGCUCGUGGUAAGCGUACAGCGUUCCUAGACAUUAGGUCCCCUGACGGUCGCGAAAAAUUCCACGAGCUUCUCAAAACCACCGACAUCUUCAUACAGUCCUUCCGUCCCGGGUCAAUGACGAGCAAGGGCUUCUCGCCGGAGUACCUGGCAGACCUGAACCCAGACAUAAUCUACGGCUCCAUUUCGGCUUGGGGUCAAUCCGGGCCCUGGCGUAAUAAUAGGGGCUUUGAUUCCAUGGUCCAAGUGGCGGGCGGGAUCAAUGUGGCUGAGGCAGAGGCGUUCGGCGACGGAAGUGUCUCGAAGAAACUGCCGACACAAGCACUGGACCACAUUGCUGGCUACUUCCUCGCUCUAGGCGUAUUGACAGGUCUGCAUAGACACAUGACUGAAGGAGGUGCCUGGGAGGUGCACGUCUCUUUGGCUGGUGUGAUGGAGUACCUCAAGAGCCUAGGUCGUUAUCCCGGCAAGGAAGGGUUCGGCUGCUUUGACCCGAGUGUUCCUGCUGACGCUGCUCGUUUCUCAGAAACGAGGGCAACGGGCUUCGGUGACAUGUUUGCUGUGAAACACUCGGCGACUGUUGAUGGUUACACAACGGGCUGGGAUUAUAUGCCAAUGCCGUUGGGUACUCACAAGCCAGAGUGGUUGAACUGA